CUUCACAAAUCCUACCACCAACCAUGGAGAAUAUUCUGAAAAUCCUAAUCACCUUCGCAUUCCUAUCUUUACUAGUCGACGCCGCCGUAUCCAUCUCACUCCCCCCUGCGGCGAGGAACCCAGAGAAAUUCAAAAGGGCCGUAGACAAGGCCAAAUCCCAACUCCCCAAUUUCGGAAGCAAGCUGCCCAACUUCAAGAACCAAUUGGAAUUCAAAAGGGCCUUAGACAAGGCCAAAUCCCAAUUCCCCGGGAUAACAAAAAAGAUCCACGCACUGCAAGCUUGGUUUCGCCUGCAGCAGCGGUGGCGGAAGGCCGGGAGGGUGAGCGCCUUCGACGACUGCAUCGUGAUGACUGCCGACUCGAUAGACCAGAUCAAGUCCAGCGUGGAGAUAUUCGAGGGCGUCGAAUGGUCCAAGGACGGCAUCUUAUCCCUGAACGCGACACAGAAGGUGCAACUCAAUAACCUCCUCAGCGCCGCCCAGACCAACGUGCUCACCUGCCUUGACGGCUUCACCCACACCCGCGCUGACAAGAAGGACCAGGCGGACAUCCUCAAGGCCGACCUCAUGGUAUUGCACCGUGGAGCCGGCUUCAUGCUGUCGAUAACGAAUAGUCUGAAGGUAAAGGAGGCGGAGACGGAGAUUGUUCCUCCGGGAGACGACUGGCCGGAGUGGCUGUCGGCCGAGGAGAGGACUAUGCUGCUGCAUCGGAAUCCGGAGGUGGUGCACGCGACGGUGGCAUUGGACAAGAGCGGGGACUACAAGACGGUGUCGGACGCGGUGAACGCCGUGAGGGUGAAGAUGAUGGUGCAUCCGUCCCUGGGUAAGAGGUAUGUGAUUAGGAUAAAGGCGGGGAAAUAUAUGGAGAAUGUGGUGAUACCCAAGGACAUGAAGAACUUGACGUUCAUCGGAGAUGGCUCCGACAAAACUUUUAUCAUCGCCAGCCAGAACGUCGUCGACGGCAGCACCACCUUCAAUUCCGCCACCGUAGGGGUUGCCGGAGACGGUUUUCUUGCCAGCGGUAUCACAUUUGAAAACGCGGCGGGGCCAUCGAAGAACCAAGCCGUGGCCCUCCGCGUGAACGCAGACCGUGCCGCCUUCUACGGUUGCAAUAUGAUCGGCCACCAGAACACCCUCUACGUCCAUUCCUUCCGCCAGUUCUACAAAUCCUGCACCAUCAGAGGCACCGUCGACUUCAUCUUCGGGAAUGCGGCCGCCUUCCUCUACAACUGCAAUAUCGAGGCCCGGGUCCCCAAACCCGGCCAGAAAAACACGAUCACCGCCCAAGGCCGCGACAACAUCAACCAGACCACCGGCAUCGUCAUUCGCAAAAGCCGCAUCAGGGCCGCGCAAGAACUCAAGGACUUCAAGGAGGAAGUUUGGACGUACCUCGGCAGGCCGUGGAAGGAGUACUCGAGGACCGUCGUGAUGGAGACUGAUAUCAGUAAUGUGAUACAUCCUAAUGGUUGGUUAGAAUCGAGAGGGGAGUUUGCUCUUAAUACUCUUGACUAUGCUGAGUAUAUGAACACCGGCGACGGGGCGAAGACGGAGAGUAGGGUGAAGUGGAAAGGGUUUCGUGUGCUGACAGAGAAGGAGGUGGAACCGUUUACGCUCAGGAAUUUCAUCGGUGGUAAGAGUUAGCUGAAGAGGAUGGGUUUCCCCUUCUCUCUUGGGCUCUGAUCCUCAUAUUUGUGUGUUUUACAUAUACAAUCUCCACUUGUAUUACGUUGUUUCUUUGUUUUGUUUCCAUUGUUGUUGUGCUAAAAUAAUGAAUCAAUUCGUCCUUUUAUGA
Messenger RNA from Salvia splendens (bonfire salvia), 1791 nucleotides. RefSeq names its product pectinesterase. The coding region runs from base 24 to 1640 and encodes 538 amino acids. The transcript is spliced from 2 exons. Gene Ontology annotation, biological process: cell wall modification. Gene Ontology annotation, molecular function: pectinesterase activity; enzyme inhibitor activity. Lineage: Eukaryota; Viridiplantae; Streptophyta; Magnoliopsida; Lamiales; Lamiaceae. The record is from RefSeq and is a predicted model, not a curated record.